UCCCCGGCCCAUUCACUCUGUUACACACUGGUGCAUUGCCAUGGCCAGGAACGGUGCUCACGUAGUGGCUGCGCUCCUUGGCCUCCUGGCACUUGCAUCAAUGGUGAGGAUGGCUUGUGGAGAUGGCGGCCAUGACUACGGCAUGGCACUGAAGAAGAGCAUCCUCUACUUUGAGGCGCAGCGGUCCGGCGUGCUCCCGCCUAACCAGAGGGUCACCUGGAGAGAAAGCUCUGGGCUCUUCGAUGGAAAGGCCAAUGGAGUGGACCUUGUGGGAGGGUACUACGACGCGGGAGACAACGUGAAGUUCGGUCUGCCCAUGGCGUUCACGGUGACCAUGAUGUCCUGGGGCAUCCUUGAGUACGGCAAGCAGAUGGCGGCGGCCGGCGAGCUGCGCAACGCCAUGGACGCCGUCAAGUGGGGCACGGACUACUUCAUCAAAGCCCACCCGGAGCCCGACGUGCUGUACGGCGAGGUGGGCGACGGCGACACGGACCACAGCUGCUGGCAGCGGCCCGAGGAUAUGACCACCAGCCGCCAGGCGUUCCGCGUCGACCCGCAGAAUCCCGGGUCCGACCUCGCCAGCGAAACCGCCGCGGCGAUGGCCGCGGCGUCACUCGUGUUCCGCAACACCUAUCCGGGAUAUGCAAACCUACUCCUUGAACAUUCUAAACAGCUGUUCGAGUUCGCCGACAAGUACCGUGGAAAGUACGACGCCAGCAUCACCGUCGCUCGGAACUACUACGGAUCCUUCAGCGGAUACGGAGAUGAGCUUCUGUGGGCGGCGGCAUGGCUGUACGAGGCGACGGAGGACAAGUACUACCUCGACUACCUGGCCAACAACGGAGACGCUCUGGGCGGCACGGGCUGGUCCAUCAACCAGUUCGGCUGGGACGUCAAGUACCCCGGCGUGCAGGUCCUGGCAGCCAAGUUCCUUCUUCAGGGCCGAGCCGGCGAGCACGCGGCGACGCUGCAGCGGUAUCGGCAGAACGCGGAGUUCUUCGUGUGCUCGUGCGUCGGCAAGGGCACGGCCAACGUGCCGCGGACCCCCGGCGGGAUGAUGUACCACCAGCAGUGGAACAACCUCCAGUUCGUGACCAGCGCGUCGUUCCUGCUGACGGUGUACGCCGACUACGCCACGGUGUCAGGUAAGGGCGCCGUGGGGUGCCCCGCCGGCGCCACGCGGCCGUUCGAGAUCCUCGCCUUCGUCCGGUCCCAGGUGAACUACAUCCUCGGCGACAACCCGCGGGGGACGAGCUACAUGGUCGGCUACGGCGGCAACUUCCCGCGGCAGGUGCACCACCGCGGCGCCUCCAUCGUGUCGGUCAGGACGGAUCCGUCCUUCGUCAGCUGCCAGGAAGGCUACUCGAGCUGGUACCCGCGGCAGGCCGGCAACCCCAACGUCCUGGAGGGCGCCAUCGUCGGCGGUCCCGACGAGUACGACGACUUCGCCGACGAGAGGAACAACUACGAGCAGACGGAGGCCGCCACCUACAACAGCGCGCCGCUGCUCGGCGUCCUCGCCCGCCUCGUCGGCGCCUGCGGCGGUCUGGAAGAAUACCAGUCCCUUCCGGAGGUGGCCACGAACCAGACAUCACUACCACCAUCUCAUCAUCACCGUCACGCGUCGUCUCCGAUCGAGAUCGAGCAGAACGUGACGAGGACGUGGGCGAUGAGGCGCGCGACGUAUUACAGGUACUCUGUCACGGUGACCAACAGGUCGAGGAAGACGGUCCGGGAGCUCCACCUCGGCGUCUCGGAGCUCCGCGGCCGGCUGUGGGGCCUCGACAAGGCGCGGUACGGGUACGUGCCCCCGAGGUGGCUGCCGGAGCUGCGCGCUGGCAGGAGCUUCAAGUUCGUCUACGUCCAGCCGGCGCCGCCGGCCAAUGUGUGGGUCACCGGCAACAAGCUGGUCUGAAGUCCGAUGUGACGGUGCUAUAGCCAGAAAUGGAGUUGGUUGUGCUGCGCGCAUUGCAAUUUGCAAUGUGGUUGUAUGGGAGGAUGGAGUGAUCAGAGACUACAGAUGAUGCGCAAGCGCUCAUCCUCGUCCUCCUAGAGUGUGUUUGGUUAGGUCGCGGAGGGAUUUGGAGAGAUGGAGAUGUAACUGUUCAUCCUCUUGAACCCCCUUUCAAGUUAUCAAAUGUUUUUAAGUAAAAGUUAGACGCACAAACGUAUGAACAUCGUACUCAAC
Messenger RNA from Phragmites australis (common reed), 2188 nucleotides. RefSeq names its product endoglucanase 15-like. The record is from RefSeq and is a predicted model, not a curated record. Gene Ontology annotation, molecular function: carbohydrate binding; hydrolase activity, hydrolyzing O-glycosyl compounds. Bases 41 to 1915 code for a protein of 624 amino acids. Gene Ontology annotation, biological process: carbohydrate metabolic process. Lineage: Eukaryota; Viridiplantae; Streptophyta; Magnoliopsida; Poales; Poaceae. The transcript is spliced from 5 exons.